AGCUGUGCGGAGCGCUCGGCUCGGCGCGGCCGCCGCGGGAGCAUCCUCCGCCGUCGCCCGUCCCCGGCGCGCCGAGCAGCAUCCCAUCGCCCCGGGCAGAUGUUGGGGAGAAGAGGGGACACGCAGAGCCGCUAAGGGCGGGCCGCCCCCCGGGUGUGGGCCAGCACCGGCAGCUGGGGCCGCCCCGCCGCCGCCUCCCUGCCCGCGGCUGGGGCGGCUCGGGCCCCCGAAGGCACGGCGAGGAGGAGCUACGGAGCCCUCAGACAGCAGGGCAGGACGAGGGGGGCGGCCUGGCCCCGGCGGGGGAAGAGGCAGUGGCUCGCCCGGCCAUGCCACCCCGGCGCUGAAGCUGCCCCGCCGCAUCCCCCAGUCCCCCUACCCCACCAUGGCCGCGCCACUCUAGGCGUCCCACCGGCUCGCCCCGCGUCGCCCCGGCUCCCCCGGGGCCGCCAACCGGAGGAUGGACGAAGAUGGACCGCGAGCGGCCGAGGAGGAUCCGGAGCCGGGCAGAGUCAAGACUUUCAUCCGCCUUAAUGACCUGUCCGGAGCCGGGGGCCACCCGGGGCCGGGGGACAGGGAGGCGGGCAGCGGCGACUCGGAGGAGGAGGCGCUGCCCUACCCGGCGCUGGCCCCCGUCGUCUUUUUCUACCUGAGCCAGGAGAGCCGGCCGCGGAGCUGGUGCCUCCGGUUGGUCUGUAACCCAUGGUUUGAGAGGGUCAGCAUGCUGGUAAUUCUGCUCAACUGUGUGACGCUGGGCAUGUUCCACCCCUGCGAGGAUAUUGCCUGCGACUCGCCGCGCUGCAGGAUCCUCCAGAGCUUUGAUGACUUCAUCUUUGCCUUCUUUGCUGUGGAAAUGAUCGUCAAAAUGAUUGCACUGGGGAUUUUUGGGAAGAAAUGCUACCUGGGAGACACAUGGAACCGCCUGGACUUCUUCAUCGUCAUUGCAGGGAUGCUGGAGUAUUCCCUGGACCUGCAGAAUGUCAGCUUCUCAGCCGUCCGCACUGUUCGAGUCCUGCGCCCACUCAGGGCCAUUAACAGGGUCCCAAGUAUGCGCAUCCUGGUGACACUGCUUUUGGACACGCUGCCCAUGCUGGGGAACGUCCUCCUCCUCUGUUUCUUUGUCUUCUUCAUCUUCGGCAUUGUGGGAGUCCAGCUGUGGGCAGGUUUACUCAGGAACCGCUGCUUCCUCCCUGAGAACUUCAGCAUCCCCUACACGGUUGAUUUGGAACGGUACUACCAGACAGAGAAUGAAGAUGAAAAUCCCUUCAUCUGCUCCCAGCCCCGGGAGAAUGGGAUGCGCUACUGUCGGAGUAUCCCAACACGGAGGGAAGAGGGUCUGGAGUGCACUCUCGAUUAUUAUUCCUACAAUGACACCACCAACACAUCUUGUGUGAACUGGAACCAGUACUACACCAACUGCUCUGCUGGGGAGCACAACCCCUUCAAGGGAGCCAUCAACUUUGAUAACAUUGGCUAUGCCUGGAUUGCGAUAUUUCAGGUCAUCACGUUGGAAGGCUGGGUGGACAUAAUGUACUUUGUCAUGGAUGCACACUCCUUCUACAACUUCAUCUACUUCAUCCUCCUGAUCAUUGUGGGCUCCUUCUUCAUGAUCAACCUGUGCCUGGUAGUGAUAGCGACACAGUUCUCUGAGACGAAGCAGCGCGAGAGCCAGCUGAUGAAGGAGCAGCGCGUGCGCUACCUGUCCAACGCCAGCACCCUUGCCAGUUUCUCAGAGCCAGGAAGCUGCUAUGAUGAGCUCCUCAAGUACCUGGUUUAUAUUGUCCGGAAGGGCAGCAAGCAGCUGGUGAAGGCCUACAGGGCAGCAGGCGUGAAAAUGGGCUUCCUCAGCAGCCCCACUAGCAAGGCGAGGGCGGAGCGGCACAGCCGGAAGUGCCGGCGCAGGAAGAGAUCCUCUGUGCACCACCUCAUCCACCACCACCAUCACCACCACCACCACUACCACCUAGGCAACGGGAACCUGCGAGCGCCCCGUGCCAGCCCGGAGAUCAGCGAUGUGGAGACCAGCUCGCUCCACAACGGGACCAACCGGCUGAUGCUCCCUCCCUCAGCACCCAAUUCCCUGGGGGCCCCCAGUGCCUCUCCCAGCAACACUGAGUCCGUGCACAGCAUUUACCAUGCUGACUGUCACUUUGAGCCGGUGCGCUGCCGGUCAUCCCUGACACAGCCAAGCCUUGGCUUGCCAAGCCAAGAAGGGAUCCCCAAGAACAUAGUGGGCAGCAAGGUGUACCCCACAGUGCAUUCCAGCACCUCCCAUGAGAUGCUGAAAGAGAAGAACCUGGGGGAAGCGGCGGUGAGUGCUGGGAGCAGCACCUUGACAAGCCUCAACAUCCCGCCCGGGCCAUACAGCACCAUGCACAAGCUGCUGGAGACACAGAGCACAGGGUUCUUCUCAGUCCAUGUUACAGAGAAAGGCGAUGGCUUUCAUGGUCCCUGCCAAAGCUCUUGCAAGAUUUCCAGCCCCUGCACCAAGCUGGAUGCUGGCUCAUGCAGCCCCGAGAGCUGCCCUUACUGCCUCACAGCGCUGGCGGGCGAGGCCGAGCUGUCGGACAAUGAGACAGCCGACUCAGACAGUGAAGGGGUCUACGAGUUCACACAGGAUGCCCACUACAGUGACCAGCGGGACCCACAAAGGGGCAGAGCCCGGGCCAGGAGAGCCCAUCUGGUGCUAGCCUUCUGGCAUGUGGUGUGUGAGACUUUCCAGAAGAUCGUGGACAGCAAAUAUUUUGGCCGUGGGAUCAUGGUGGCCAUUCUCAUUAACACACUCAGCAUGGGGAUCGAGUACCAUGAGCAGCCGGAGGAACUUACCAAUGCUCUGGAGAUCAGCAAUAUUGUCUUCACAAGCCUCUUUGCCCUGGAGAUGCUGUUGAAAGUCCUUGUUUAUGGUCCUUUUGGCUACAUAAAGAAUCCAUACAACAUCUUUGAUGGGAUCAUUGUGGUGAUUAGUGUGUGGGAGAUUGUGGGCCAGCAGGGCGGGGGGCUCUCGGUCCUGCGCACCUUUCGUCUCAUGCGGGUGUUGAAGCUGGUCCGCUUCAUGCCAGCCCUGCAACGCCAGCUCGUCGUCCUCAUGAAGACCAUGGACAAUGUGGCCACCUUCUGCAUGUUGCUGAUGCUCUUCAUCUUCAUCUUUAGCAUCCUGGGCAUGCACCUCUUUGGCUGUAAGUUUGCAUCAGAGCGGGAUGGUGACACUCUGCCCGACAGGAAGAACUUUGACUCCUUGCUUUGGGCCAUUGUCACUGUUUUCCAGAUUUUGACGCAGGAAGACUGGAACAAGGUCCUUUAUAAUGGCAUGGCCUCCACCUCAUCCUGGGCUGCUCUCUACUUCAUCGCUCUUAUGACAUUUGGGAACUACGUUCUCUUUAAUCUGCUGGUGGCCAUCCUGGUAGAGGGUUUCCAGACAGAGGGUGAUGCUUCCAAGUCUGAUUCCGAGGGGGAUCUCUUCCCCCACAGCCUGGAAGAGGAGGGAGAACUUAAGAAAAACUUGUCAAAUCCAGCCUUGACGGCCCUGAGCUGCCACCCGGAGCUGAAGAAGAGCCUGACGCCGCCGCUCAUCAUCCAUACGGCCGCCACGCCCAUGCCCAUGCCCAAGAGUGCCGUGUUCGGGGACGCGGCGCAGGGUUACGAGUCCCGCCGGGCCAGCGGCGUCUCCAUAGAUCCUGUUGCCGCCCAUGAGCUCAAGUCCCCGCCCAGCACCCGCAGCUCCCCGCACAGUCCCUGGCGUGCCAGCAGCUCCUGGAACAGCCGCCGCUCCAGCUGGAACAGCAUCGGCCGGGCCCCCAGCCUCAAGCGCCGGGGGCAGAGUGGCGAGCGCAGGUCCCUCCUGUCCGGAGAGGGGAAGGAGAGCUCCGAGGAAGGGGACAGCUCUGAUGAGGAGCAUUCCAGCCGGGCCGGCAGUUUCAAUGGCUCUUUGCCUCAUCGCAUGGAGUCGCUGGAAACUAAAGGGUCCUUUGACCUCCAAGAUACUCUGCAGGUGCCUUCCCUGUAUCGGACCAGCAGUAUGCACAGCACCAGAACGUCUGUCUCCGAGCACCAGGACUGCAAUGGGAGGACCUCUCCAGGUCUGCUGCUGCACCAGCUCCACCUGGAUGAGCCCCACCAGGAUGGCGAUGAUGGUGAUGAUGAAGGUAGCAUGAGCAAAAGGGACCGCAUGAAGGCCUGGGUACGGGCACGGCUCCCCACCUGCUGCAGAGAGAGGGACUCCUGGUCCAUCUACAUCUUCGCCCCUCACUCCAGGUUCCGUCUGAUGUGCAAUAAAAUCAUCACUCACAAGAUGUUCGAUCACGUUGUCUUGGUGAUCAUUUUCCUGAACUGCAUUACCAUUGCCAUGGAACGACCCAAAAUUGAGCCUCACAGCGCUGAACGGAUUUUCCUAACACUCUCCAAUUACAUCUUUACAGUCAUCUUCCUGACUGAGAUGACAGUCAAGGUGGUGGCACUAGGCUUGUGUUUUGGGGAGAAAGCCUACUUGAAGAGCAGCUGGAAUGUGCUGGAUGGGGUGCUGGUGCUCAUCUCCGUCAUCGACAUCCUGGUCUCGAUGGUGUCAGACAGCGGCACGAAAAUCCUGGGGAUGCUGCGGGUUCUGAGGCUGCUGAGGACACUGCGGCCCUUGAGAGUCAUUAGUCGAGCCCAAGGACUGAAGCUGGUGGUGGAGACUCUCAUGUCAUCCUUGAAACCUAUUGGGAACAUUGUGGUCAUCUGCUGUGCCUUUUUCAUAAUCUUUGGGAUCUUGGGAGUUCAGCUUUUCAAAGGCAAGUUUUUUGUGUGCCAGGGGGAAGACACCAGAAACAUCACAAAUAAAUCAGAUUGCACAGAAGCAAGCUACAAAUGGGUCCGGCACAAGUAUAAUUUUGAUAAUCUCGGCCAGGCCCUGAUGUCUCUCUUUGUCCUGGCCUCCAAGGAUGGGUGGGUGGAUAUCAUGUACGAUGGCUUGGAUGCUGUGGGAGUUGACCAGCAGCCAGUCAUGAACUACAAUCCAUGGAUGCUCCUCUACUUCAUUUCCUUCUUGCUGAUUGUGGCCUUCUUCGUCCUCAACAUGUUUGUGGGAGUGGUGGUGGAGAAUUUCCACAAGUGUCGGCAGCACCAGGAGGAGGAAGAAGCCAAGAGGCGGGAGGAAAAAAGGCUUCGCCGGCUGGAGAAAAAGAGAAGGAGUAAGGAGAAACAGAUGGCUGAUCUAAUGCUGGAUGAUAUAUUAAUGGAGAGCUCAGCCAGUGCAGUGCAAGAAGCUCAGUGUAAACCCUACUACUCGGAUUACUCCCGUUUCCGCCUCCUGAUUCACCAGAUGUGCACCAGCCACUACUUGGAUCUGUUCAUCACUGGUGUCAUCGGCCUCAAUGUCAUCACCAUGGCCAUGGAGCACUACCAGCAGCCCAAGGUUCUUGAUGAAGCCCUGAAGAUUUGCAAUUACAUCUUCACCAUUAUCUUUGUCAUGGAAUCUGUUUUCAAGCUUAUUGCCUUUGGGUUUCGCCGCUUCUUCCAAGACAGAUGGAACCAAUUAGAUCUGGCAAUUGUGCUGCUGUCUAUCAUGGGCAUCACUUUGGAAGAGAUCGAGGUGAAUGCUUCACUACCAAUUAACCCCACAAUUAUCCGGAUCAUGAGGGUUCUCAGAAUCGCCCGAGUGCUGAAGUUGCUGAAGAUGGCUGUGGGGAUGAGGGCCCUCCUGGACACCGUGAUGCAAGCGCUACCGCAGGUGGGGAAUCUGGGCCUUCUCUUCAUGUUGUUGUUUUUCAUAUUUGCAGCUCUUGGAGUGGAGCUGUUUGGAGACCUUGAGUGUGAUGACACACACCCCUGCGAGGGGCUGGGACGGCACGCCACAUUCAGGAACUUUGGGAUGGCCUUCCUGACCCUCUUCCGAGUAUCCACAGGAGACAACUGGAAUGGGAUCAUGAAGGACACACUGCGUGACUGUGACCAGGAGUCCACCUGUUACAACACCGUCAUUUCCCCCAUCUACUUCGUCUCCUUUGUGCUGACAGCCCAGUUUGUCCUGGUGAAUGUGGUGAUUGCGGUGCUCAUGAAGCACUUGGAGGAGAGCAACAAGGAGGCAAAGGAGGAGGCAGAGCUUGAAGCAGAACUGGAGAUGGAGAUGAAGACCAUCAGCCCUGGCCAGCACAGACCCUCAGACAUCUUUGCGUGGACAGGCACCACCAGUGGAGAGAGACCCGAGAGCCCCCGUGGAUUUACCAAUCCCAUGCAAAUCAAGGAAAGGCACUUGUUUGAUACCAUAUCACUGCUGAUCCAGGAAUCUCUGGAAGGAGAGCUGAAGCUGAUGGACAACCUGUCAGGCUCUGUGUGCCAUCAUUAUGCCCUCCCAGCUCCCGAAUAUUACAACUCUGAGAACCAGGCUGAUCUCCGCUCCAAGGACGACAGGCUGACCCUAUCCCCCAGCAAGGACCUGCUAAGUGUGAGGAAGCCCUCGGUGGGACGCACCCACUCCUUGCCAAAUGACAGCUACAUGUUCCAGCCACCCUACUCCAGCCCCUGCCCUGCCUCCCUGGGCGACAGGAAACCGGCACAUCACAAGUCCCAGUCAGGUUCAAAGGCAUCGGUGCAGUCGCAGCCAGCAGACACCAGCUCUCUCCUGCAAAUCCCAAAGGAUCAUUUCCACCAUGUAAGAGCUCAUGACCAUUUGGUGGGGGAGAACAAGCCCCAGGUCUCCCAGCAGGCACACUCUCCUUCUGCUGAAAGGAUGCUCCGCAGACAGAUGGCUAUAAGGAAUGACUCUCUGGAUAGCAAGGAGAAUCUCCACACUGAGGUGAGUGAACUCUCUGACCCAAAUGUUCCCACUGUGCCCAAGGAGGAGUCACCAGUGGCUCUGAUGCCCUCAGAAGUGAAUGAGUUGGCUGCCUGGAGUCGGGUGAGCGUCCAUACGCAGCAGCAUUCCCACAAUCAGUAUAAUAUUUCAAAGCAGGCACCAGCAUCCUGUGCUUGUGCAGACUCGUAUCAGGAGACCCCUGAAGAUUCAGUGGACCAAGAAGUAUCUGAAAUAAACAGCUCCUCCGAGCCUUUCACUUCAGAAACUUGCACAGCCUUGAGUGCCUGUUCGGAGGGUCAGCCUCUCACACCUAAGAGAAACGUGGGCAAUACCGGCAACGUGAUACUGAAGGACCUGAAGAAAUAUCACAGUGUAGACACCCAGGGUCUGCUAAAAAAACCACCCUCUUGGUUAGAUGAUCAAAGGAGACAUUCAAUAGAGAUUUGUUCCAUGGAAAACAGCCCUCAGCACCAUUCCACGUCCAGCUCCUCUGGCUUUAUAAGUCAGGUGGUCAGUGAAAUGGAAUGCUUGCAAGGUACACGGCAGAAGAAGAAACUGAGCCCUCCUUGUAUAUCUAUAGAUCCACCUGAUGGUCAGAGCUUGGUACCUAGGGGACCCCACAGCAUCGCACCUGCCAGUGGAGACGUUUGCUUGAGGAGGCGUGCUCCAUCUUGUGAGUCCAAGGAUUCGGUGGAUAUAGGGGAUUCACUGCUUCCAGACACUAUGUCAACAUCUCCUACCCCAAAGAAAGACUUGUUGACACUUCCUAGCUUUUCCUUUGAUCAAACAGAAUUGGACCCCUGAGUUACUUUUCUGUUGGUGCCAAAUGUCUUCUUCCUUUCAUGUAAUAGAAAAAAAAAUUAAAAACUCUGUACUCCAAAAUGGCCCUGGGUAACAAAUUUCCAAAGAAAGACUGAAGAACCAGCUGGUUAAAAGAGUGGUUAACCUAUAUCACGCUUACUUAAGCAUAUGUUCUGCUUAGGUAAAAGCAAUACAAUGUGCAGAAUCUAUAUGUAUAUUAUAUUUUAUUAAAUUAAUUGAAUCUAGUAUCACGGGACGUAGUACAUUUUGUGACUAAAGACUCAUUGAAUUUUCUUCUAUUUUAUGUAUCUUGGAAUAUUUCUGAGAUAAAGUUGGUUUUUAUGAAUAUUUUAACCUAAAAAGUAUAUAUUUAAUCCCUUCUCUUUUUUUUUUUUUGUUUUGUUUUGUUUUGUUUUGUUUGGGUUUCAUUUUGUUUCGCAAAGCACAAAAUGUAGCCAAUUAGUGCAUUACAGAGGAAAUGUAUCCCACAGUCAGCAGUAAAUAAGGAUUAUUUAAUGUAAUAUAUUUUUCCCCUUGAACUUCAAUGAUAUUCUGGGAAAACAAUUGUUUGUGUGAUACAGAAAUGCAGUUGCAAUUUUUAAACAAAAUAUUCCAAUCUUGCAUAAAAUUGACAUUCAGAGUAUGAAAGCAAGUGCUCAGACACAGGAAGAUCCAACAUGCUGAUGUCAGAAGAUGAUGAAGGCAGAGCCAUUUAGCAGUACAAGAUAUUGAAUUAUGAGAGGAUCAUAGAGGAUGUUAUAGAUCAUCCACUGGCAACUCACAAAAUCAUGUCAAUGGUUGAUUUCCAUGCAUUCCCAGGAAACAGACAACAGAGGCCUGUGGUUACGUCCGAGAUGUUUUUGCAGUGUCUCCAAAAUGGACUUUUUAUUUUGCUGAGUUUUACACCUCCCUCAUCCCUCUGUUUCCAGCAGAGCUCCUCCUCUCUGCACUCUGUGGAAAGGAGAGUGAGAUCAUGUUUAGGACUUGCAGUGGGUGAAAUCAGGGCAGACGUGGCACAACAAUGGGUUUAAGCACAUGCCUAAAGUUAAGCUCUUGCCUAGAAUGCCUGGAGGUUGAUCAUAUUAAAGUAAUUCUUGACAAUUAAAAUCAUAUGCUCAUGUUCUACUGAAUCAAGGCACUUCGGCAAGUUAUUUUACAGAAAGUCUGCAGGUACUGAAAUGACUGCUGAUUUUCAGUAAAAUAGCCAGGUAUUUUGCUAUCGCUGCUAGAGUUAAUUUACAUGACCCCAACUGCAAUUUUAUUUCCAAUCUAUCAAUAGCCUUAAGCAGCAACAUGAUGAUACAAAGUGAAUAAAUGCAGAAUUCAUGUCCUUACUUUAUAACAUCAAUCAUCUCAAAAAUUACCUGUUUACUCCUGUGCUAGCAUCCUCUGCCAAAAGCAAUCUGUAAAACUGUACAGCACAGCCUGAAAACCACUCGAGGUUGGCCCCAUUCAACACCUCAUGACUGAUGGAAGUCAGACAUUAACCCCACUCUACUUCCAUGAAAUCACAUUAAGAUAUAAGCUAAAUUAGACUGCAGGCAUGCUUUGAAGUGUGCCAAUAGUCACAGGCUUGAAACCAAGUCCACAGAUCAUGCCAGCACAGGCAGGAGGAGGAUUUGUGCUAAUUCUCUCAGUCAGGAGUUUGUAACUUUUUGAGAACUACCAAUCUUUGAAAAUCACUACAACAUGCUGAUGUACAGCCUUUUAUCCAUUCAGAAAUUAGGCUCUUUCCACCAUGUGUAUCUGCAUUAGUUUGGAGCGUACACACAAGGAGAAGAUGCUGUUCAUACCCCACAGCCUAUGUGAGGUCCUAAGCCCCUUUAUUUUCACUUGAGGAUGUUUACUCCAUAAACAAUCCCUACUGAUUUCCAUGUCCAGGAGAAAUGUAAGGGCUUUCAGCAGGAAGUCAGGCAAUCAGUGUAUUUGAAGUAGGAGGAUUAACAUUCUGUACUAUUUAGUGCAGUCAGAUUAAUUCUUGGCUGGGACAUUUUUCCCCUCUUCACCACAGGCCCAUACAGAGCCCGCUCUCUUUGAUAUGCCAGCCCAAAUCCAGAGUUAAGCCUGUCUAGAGCAAUGAUUUCAAACAAACCUUUCAUCAGUUCUUCCCCCAGAUCAUAUUUAAGGAAAUAAUAAAAUUACAGUGCAUUAAGCCUGAGAAAUAUUCUUAUUCCCUUUUUGGUUUUACACCCAUAAUGAGUCCUAGCUUUUCCUUUUACAUGUGCUAAAUAGUUUGAGAAACUAGCUAGGCCACUAUAAUUGCCAUCCCUCGUACCUCAGUGAUUAGGAUUGUGUUCACAUAGCUGGAAUGAUACUACUUUUCAGAUCCUUCUUACAAAAAACUCACUGAACAUUUCAUGGCAAAAACAAAUCAUGGCACAAAACAGUGAUGUGACGUCAAUCCAAAUACUCAAUUCCAAAUGUAACAGAAAGCCUAAAAGCUCUUCUAUUUUAAUGCUUGGGAUUUUGCCUACUGACAAGGUUUGUGGAAGUAACAAAAAAGUUUACAUUAUACAUGAAUAUUCAGUAAAGACUAGCCAAUAAAAGAUACUCUAUGAUGAUGCUUUCAGGAAAAGAAAUACAUGUAAAAUAGAUUGUUUUCUAAACCAGAUAAGUUUUUUCUAGAUGCCCUUUUGAAAGACAAAUACAAAUGUACUGCAGCGCGUGCAAUAAUUCUCAAAUAAUUUUAAAUACCUUUGGAGGGUUUUAUAGAAUUUGACUUUUUUAAACAAAAUGUACAAAAUCCACAGGAAUUCUGUAGAAUGGUUAUGUUGAUAGAAUUUUUUAUAUUUUUGUAGAAAUCUAUAGAGAAAUUGUUAAAAGUCUGUGCAGCAUCUUGGCAACAGAAGCAGCUCUUAUCUUCGAGUUUCUUUUCACAAACCUGGAGCCAGGCCUGCUCUGUUACAACACGUAGAGCGUAGUUUCAUAGCCUGCAUCCAGGUUGUGUUGGGGAGUCAGCAGCUAAGCUGAAGUUCCACGAUAUUGCAGUGCUAUUACUGUCCAAGAACUGUACCCACAUAAAACACACCCCUCCCCCCACCCAAAGCUCAGCCCCUGUCCAUGGUGAAGUAGUUGCAUGGCUCUCCAGCUCAUUCAAGCACACCAGCACUUUACUACUGUGGAUUUACUGUAUGCAGAUGCGAGGAGGAUAUUUUGUAAUUGCCAGUCUGAUACAAUGGGGGAAAAGAGACUGCAGAUAUGUCUGGAAAAACGUAAAUUCUGUUCUUGCAGCCCCUCGCACAUAGAAGUGAUUUUUCAAAACUUGGUUAGAGGUUUGUACUGUAGAUAUUUUAGAGAAGGACAAAGAAUGCUGUUUGUGACUUCUGUGGAUUGCACUUAGCACUAGGUGUAUUCAAGGAGAAAAUAAAAAAUGAGAAAAAAAAAAGCAUUACCACUGUAAAUUAGGCUAUGCCCAGUCUCCCCUUUUCUGCCUCUUUGGCUAUAAUAACCCAUGUACACUAUUACACAAGGUGAGUAGAGUAGGUGCAGUACCAUAGCAAUGUCCAUAACAACCUAGUAUAUAUGACAGAACUUUGUAAUUAAUAGUUAAUAUAUUGUUAUACUGUAUCAGGUAUAUAGGCCAGAACAAGGUGUUUUGGUCAGGGCAACAAAAGGUGGUACUCAUGGGGAAGAUUUGAUUUGGAUUUGAAAAUUGGAAAAAGGAUAAAAAGGAUAGGAAUUUUUUUUUAAGAAAAAAAAUAGAAAAAAGUGUAAAUCUUUACAACUGACAAAAACAAAUGUGUCCUAUUAAAAGCUUUUGAAAAGAAAAACAACAG
Molecule: messenger RNA, 11346 nt
Organism: Haemorhous mexicanus (house finch)
Lineage: Eukaryota; Metazoa; Chordata; Aves; Passeriformes; Fringillidae
Gene: CACNA1G
Product: calcium voltage-gated channel subunit alpha1 G
Exons: 37
Coding region: 461-7573 (2370 amino acids)
Biological process (GO): positive regulation of calcium ion-dependent exocytosis; calcium ion transmembrane transport; sodium ion transmembrane transport
Cellular component (GO): voltage-gated sodium channel complex; voltage-gated calcium channel complex; neuron projection
Molecular function (GO): voltage-gated sodium channel activity; low voltage-gated calcium channel activity
Source: RefSeq, a predicted model, not a curated record